GCCCACGGGACAGGACCGCCGUGAGCAGGAAGCCCGACAGGAAGGACAGACCCCGAGCACCCCCUCAGCCAAGUGGGCCUUCAGAACGAUGGUCAAAGCCCAGAUGCAGGCAGCCCCCACGCCGGCCACUCCGAAGGCAGCUGCAGAAGACGGGCCGCUGCCUGCACCCCCAGCCCCGGAGGCUCUGCCCCCACCGCCACCCAAGGAGUCCCUCUGCAAGUCCCAGCAGCAGCGACAAGCCAGCGAGCUCCGCCGCCUCUACAGGCACAUCCACCCCGAGCUCCGCAGGAACCUGGCCGAGGCCGUGGCCGAGGACCUGGCCGAGGUCCUGGACUCGGGGGAGCCCACCGAGGGCGAGGUCCAGUGCAUGCGCUGGAUCUUCGAGAACUGGCGGCUGGAUGCCAUCGGGGACCGUGAGAGGCCGCCCGCCAGGGAGCCCGUGCCCGGUGGGGACGUGCAGGCCACCUCCCGCAAGUUUGAGGAAGGCACCUUUGUCAACAGCAUGGAGCAGGAGCCGGCGGGACCUCCGCCCUCUGGAGCGGACGUCCGUGCAGCCCGCCGGCUGUUUGAGACGAAGCCGCUGCACGAGCUGAGUGGCCAGCCCGAGGCCCUGGAGGCCACAGUGCGGGAGCCUGAGGCCAGCGGGGACGUCCAGGGUACCAGGAGGCUCUUCGAGACACGGCCGCUGGACCGCCUGGGCUCCCGGCCCUCCAUCCAGGAGCAGAGCCCCUUGGAGCUGCGCUCGGAGAUCCAGGAGCUGAAGGGUGACGUCAAGAAGACGGUGAAGCUGUUCCAGACGGAGCCACUGUGCGCCAUCCAGGAUGCAGAGGGCGCCAUCCACGAGGUCAAGGCCGCGUGCCGUGAGGAGAUCCAAAGCCACGCCGUGAAGACUGCCCGCUGGCUCUUUGAAACCCAACCUCUGGACGCCAUCAACAGGGACCCCAGCCAGGUGCGAGUGAUCCGGGGGAUCUCCCUGGAGGAGGGGGCCCGGCCUGACGUCAGUGCCGCUCGCUGGAUCUUUGAGACACAGCCCCUGGAUGCCAUCAGGGAGAUCCUAGUGGACGAGAAGGACUUCCAGCCGUCCCCCGACCUCGUGCCUCCUGGCCCGGGUGUCCAGCAGCAGAGACACUUGUUUGAGACCCGGGCGCUAGACACUCUCAAGGGGGAAGAAGAGCCUGGAGCAGAGCUCCCACCCAAGGAGGAAGUAGUCCCUGGCGAUGUCCACUCCACCCUGUGGCUGUUUGAGAUGAAGUCCUUGGACACUCCUGGAGACAAGGUCCAAGUGGGUCACCUGCAGCGGGUGGGUCCCCGGGAGCCUGAGCAUCUGUCCAGCAACGGCCCCGCGGUGCCGUCCCCCUCUGAGAGUGCCCCCCAGAGGGAUGGGGUGAAGGGGGAUGUGAAGGCCUUCAAGACCCUUUUUGAGACCCUGCCCCUGGACAGCAUUGGGCAGGUUGAGCCUUCAGCCCAGAGGAACCGGAGCAGAGCAGAAGGACUUGAUUCUGCUGGGCGGUCCCAGGACACAGGGUCCCCGGUGUAUGCCAUGCAGGAUGGCCAAGGCCACCUCCACGCCCUGACCUCUGUCAGCAGAGAGCAGGUAGUUGGAGGGGACGUGCAGGGCUACAAGUGGAUGUUUGAGACGCAGCCCCUAGACCAUCUGGGCCGAAGCCCCAACACCGUGGACGUGGUGCGAGGCAUCACCCGGCAGGAAGUGGUGGCCGGAGAUGUUGGCACUGCCCGCUGGCUCUUUGAGACGCAGCCCCUGGAGGUAAUCCACCGGCGGGAACGGCAGGAGCGCCAGGAAGAAGAAGGAGAAAGUCAGGCGGGUUCCCAGCCCGAGGCGCUCCCCAAAGGGGACGUGCAGACCAUGCGGUGGCUGUUUGAGACAUGCCCCAUGAGCGAGCUUGCGCAGAAGCAGGGGUCUGAGGCCAUAGACCCCACCGCGAAGGCCGAGGCUCGGUCCUGCACCUGGAUGUUUGCACCCCAACCCCCGGACAGGCCAGCGGACUCCAGGGAGCAGCACCUGCAGGUCAGCCAGGUCCAGGCUGGGGACAGACAGACAGACGGUCACAUCUUUGAAACCGAGCCUCUGCAGGCCUCAGCCCGUCCCAGUGGAAGGCGGCCUGUGCGCUACUGCAGCCGCGUGGAGAUCCCUUCAGGGCAAGUGUCUCGGCAGAAGGAGGUUUUCCAGGCCCUGGAGGCAGGCAAGAGGGCAGACCAGGGCCCCAGGGCCCUCCCCGAGCCCGUCCCCGAGGGCUCGGUGCACAAGUUCACUUGGAUCUUUGAGAACUGCCCCAUGGGCUCCCUGGCGGCCGAGAGCAUCCGUGGGGACAGCCUCCCGGAGGAGCAGCCCGCAGGCCCCUCGGGCAGUGAGGUGCUGGAGAGGCUGGAGACCGCGGCUGAGGGGACCCUGCAGGUUCUGCACGCCACGCCUGGCAUCCUGCACCGUGGAGGCAUCCUCAUGGAGGCCCGCGGGCCGGGGGAGCUCUGCCUCGCCAAAUACGUGCUCCCGGGCCCCGGGCAGGGGGGACCCCACGUACGGAAGGAGGAGCUGGUGUCUGGCGAGCUUCCCAGGAUUGUCCGCCAGGUGCUGCGCCGGCCCGACGUGGACCCGCAGGGGCUGCUGGUUCAGGAGGACCCAGUAGGCCAGCUCCGUCUUAAGCCACUGAGGCUGCCAGCUCCCGGCAGCGGGAACAUCGAAGACACGGACCCCGAGUUCCAGCAGUUGCUGGCGUGUGGCCUGGGGACCUCGGUCUCGAGGACCGGGCUGGUGAUGCAGGAGACAGAGCAGGGCCUGGUCUCCCUGACCGCCUACUCCCUGCAGCCCCGGCUGCCCAGCAGGGCCCCUGGGAGGGGCAGCGUGCAGCUGCUGGCCAGCUGCAUAGACAAAGGAGACCUGAGCGGCCUGCACAGUCUGCGGUGGGAGCCGCCGGCUGACCCAAGCCCUGUGCCAGACAGCGAGGGGGCCCAGAGGCUGCCCCCGCCUGCGAACAUCAUCCAUGUGCCCCCACUGGACCCCGGCACGGGGAUGGGGCAUCUGAGGGGCCCGGGAAAGGCUGGCCCUCUGGCUGGGGAAGAAGAGCAGGAAGAUGUCUGUGCUGGGCAGAACGGGACGGCAGCUUUGGGAAAGUCGGAAGGAAUGAGGCCCCUGGGGUCCGGGGCCCCAGACCUCCAGACCGCCAUGCAAAGGCUGCGGGUGGCCACGGCCGAGGCCCAAAGCCUGCACCAGCAGGUUCUGAACAAGCACCCGCAAGCCUCCACCCCCGGAGCCUCCCCCACACCCUGCCGAGAUGGUCAGCGCCAAGCAGCGGCUGCGGCCACCGUGGCUGCCCAGAGCACCACUGGGCCUGUGGCUGGAGGUGACCCCAGGAUCCCAGCAGCCCCCAGGAAGGUCAGUGGGGAGCAGAAAGCACUGCCCGGAGGGCUGCCAGGGGGGCGGGGGACUGUUCAGGAUGGCAUCUACACUGCUCACCCCGUGAGAACAUUUGACCCAUCGGGGGGUGUCCAGCCUUCUGAAAGAGAGGCCCCACAGAGGGGCGGGGACACUGCCCUCUCAGCCCAGGCUCCCAGCCCACUCCAGGACGGGCCAGGCCAGAGUCGGGGGCCUGGGCGGGAGGAGCCUGGGGGCUGCGCGCAGAUGGCCCCGGGACCUCCAGAGAAGGCAAGAGUCGGCCCAGGAGGCCCCCGAGCUGCGGGCACCACCCUGAAGGUUGCCUCUUUGGCCCACCACACCCAGGCCUCUGGGCCCCGGCCUGCUGGUGCCAGCCUGCCCUCCCAUAAUGCCUCUGUUCCUCCUCCUCCUCUUCUCUCAGCUGCUGUGACAGGACCUGACCUCCCGGCCCCAGCCCACCAUGAGGAGGACUCUGUGCAGCAGGACUCUGAGGCCCUGCAGGGCCCCCUUCUCCACCCUCACAGCAGCCCUGCCAGCCAGAGGACCCCCGGGGAGCCAUGGACAAGGACCCCAAAGCCGGAGCCCAAGACGUCCCCAAGGAAGAAACCUCAGCUGCCUCCCAAACCCGCAUACCUAAGCCAGAUCCCCCCGCCCCAGAGGCUGCCCAAGCGCGUAGCUCCGUCUCCCAGCUCCUCCAAAGAAGCCAGGCAAGGAGCGUGCAAGCCUGGUGAGGGAGGGGCAGCCAACGUCCCCACCGCUGCCAGCCAGGCAUGCCUACCUCUGGCCGGAGGCCCCAGGGAGCAGAGCCAGCCCCGCCCCCAACACAGCCCUGGAGCCUUGGAUUCCAGAUCCACUGGGAGCCAGGCUGCUGGCAGCAAGGCCCAGAGCCCUGAGCCCCCCACGCCCUCGGCUCUCAGCAGCCACCCCACCUCACCGCAGCAGGCUCCUGGCCCCCCAGGAGAGAGGCCCGAAGCAGAGCCCCAGCACGGGGCCUCCGAGAGCACCGAGACUCUGCAGGGAGGCCGGCCGGAGCUCCAGGGCCUCCUGAGCCAGCUGCAAGCCCUGGAGAAGGAGGCCGCAGGCAGUGUGGACAUGCGGGCGGUGACGACGCUCUUUGAAAGGGUGCCCCAGCUGGGAGUGCCUCCUCGGCCUCCUGCUGCCCCCCAAAAGCCUGAGGCCUCGGUGGUGCAGGCCUUCGGGGAGCUCACAAAGGUCAGCACAGGGGUGGCCCGGCUGCGGGAACAGACCCUGGCCAGGCUGCAGGACAUUGAGGAGGCCGUGCACAAGGCCCUCAACUCCAUGUCUAGCCUCCAGCCUGAGACGGACACCAAGGGCCAGUCCCAAGGCCCCCUGAAGGACCACAGCGCCUGCGAGAUCAGCAACACGGACCGGAGGAGAGCCGGACCUGACCGCCCAGGCCAGGAGGCCGGAGGGCAAUCUGCAGUCAAAAACACACCCAGGGACACGUGCCUCAUCGAGGCCCAGAGUCAGGCCAAGGUCAGGAAUCACACAGAGGCCGGGGCUCAGCCCACCGCAGCCGUCCCUUUGGCCAGGAGGCCAGAGACAGGGAGGGAAGCCUCAGGCCUGGCUGGAGCCUUCCCUGGCAGCAGAGAGUCAUCUUGCUCCCCAACCUUUAUCACCGCUGAGUCGGCCACAAGGAAGCUUCCAGAGGCUCCCAGCCCCAGGGCCAUCCUUGAGGUCUCAGUGAGAAGCAGUCACCAGGCACCGGAUGUGGGCCAGGCCGGGCUCCCCCAGAAAGGUUUCCAGGAAAGGGCUGGAAAGACGGAGGCCGCCCAGUGCUCUGGGCAGUCCGAGCCUACCCCCGCCUCCUUAGGAAGCCCCCUGACCGCGGGGCAGAAGGGCAUUCUGGGGCCGCACACUGGACCCGGUGGAGCCACGGGAACCUCCAUCCAGCAGUGUGAAGGGGUGGGCCAGUGCAGGGACCCAGCCCUCCUGGCCUCUGCCAGGGUCAAAGAGCAGGGACCCCAGCUCCAGCUCCCUGCGCCCCCCUUGCUCCGGCCUUUCCUGCGCGGCCCAGCCGGGCUCAGCGGGGGCCUGGCCCAUGCUCCCUGCGGCGCUUCCAGCCCGGAACCCCCUGAGGGCCAGGGCCUCCGACCACCCUGGGGCGCUCCCCUCCAGGGCCCUGCGGCCCAGGGGGGGCGCUGAACCCUGCAGGCACGAGGCGGGACCAAGAAGGAAGGGCAUCUUGUGAGACCUGUGGGCAGCUUCCUUUCCUCGCCUCCAUCUGUAGGUCCAGUUCUCGCAAAGGUAAGAAAGGCUGGGAAGAGGCCCACCAGGCAGAGCAUCGGGGCCCGCGUCUUCUUCCAGGGACGGACCAGGCUCGGACACAUUGCGGGCCACCGUGUGACACGGAGCCCCCGAGUGAUCUCUCGGCCUUUUUAUUCUUUUAUGAUGAGAUAGCAUGUUCUCAGCCGUCUCUCUGUCCCUUAAUUCUUGGGGAAGACAGGCCAGCCGGACGGCAAGAUCGAGGACUGUUUAGGAGGGCUCGCGCAGCCCUUUUAUCACAUCUCCAUCAUUCAGCGGGUCGUCCCGACAGCCCAGAGGUCACACAGAAGAGCUUGGCAAUCAGCGGUGUCCCAGAAAGCAAACAUGCUGCCUCUCUACGCCCACCACCCUUCACUCUGUGCCCAAAUGGAAACCCUACAGUCGAAUAAACUCAAGCUUUCCUCUGUCGUC
Suricata suricatta (meerkat) is the source of this 6085-nucleotide messenger RNA. RefSeq names its product xin actin binding repeat containing 1 (gene XIRP1). Gene Ontology annotation, molecular function: actin filament binding. The record is from RefSeq and is a predicted model, not a curated record. The coding region runs from base 89 to 5554 and encodes 1821 amino acids. NCBI's taxonomy places the organism in Eukaryota, Metazoa, Chordata, Mammalia, Carnivora, Herpestidae. Gene Ontology annotation, cellular component: focal adhesion; stress fiber. The transcript has 2 exons. Gene Ontology annotation, biological process: actin cytoskeleton organization; actin filament organization.